ACUUCUGCAAUUGCCAGACAGCAUAGAGGCUGAGGCUGGGGCCAGGACCCAGACAGAGACACACGGUCACUGCAGCUGAAGCCGCUGCCCCUGCUACAGGCACCGCCAGAACCAGCUGAUCAUUCCAGCCCACAGCAAUGGAGCCACAUGACUCCUCCCACAUGGACUCUGAGUUCCGAUACACUCUCUUCCCGAUUGUUUACAGCAUCAUCUUUGUGCUUGGGGUCAUUGCUAAUGGCUACGUGCUGUGGGUCUUUGCCCGCCUGUACCCUUCCAAGAAAUUCAAUGAGAUAAAGAUCUUCAUGGUGAACCUCACCAUGGCGGACAUGCUUUUCUUGAUCACCCUGCCACUGUGGAUUGUCUACUACCAAAACCAGGGCAACUGGAUACUCCCCAAAUUCCUGUGCAACGUGGCUGGCUGCCUUUUCUUCAUCAACACCUACUGCUCUGUGGCCUUCCUGGGCGUCAUCACUUAUAACCGCUUCCAGGCAGUAACUCGGCCCAUCAAGACUGCUCAGGCCAACACCCGCAAGCGUGGCAUCUCUUUGUCCUUGGUCAUCUGGGUGGCCAUUGUGGGAGCUGCAUCCUACUUCCUCAUCCUGGACUCCACCAACACAGUGCCCAACGGUGCUGGCUCAGGCAACGUCACUCGCUGCUUUGAGCAUUACGAGAAGGGCAGCGUGCCAGUCCUCAUCAUCCACAUCUUCAUCGUGUUCAGCUUCUUCCUGGUCUUCCUCAUCAUCCUCUUCUGCAACCUGGUCAUCAUCCGUACCUUGCUCAUGCAGCCGGUGCAGCAGCAGCGCAACGCUGAAGUCAAGCGCCGGGCGCUGUGGAUGGUGUGCACGGUCUUGGCGGUGUUCAUCAUCUGCUUCGUGCCCCACCACGUGGUGCAGCUGCCCUGGACCCUUGCUGAGCUGGGCUUCCAGGACAGCAAAUUCCACCAGGCCAUUAAUGAUGCACAUCAGGUCACCCUCUGCCUCCUUAGCACCAACUGUGUCUUAGACCCUGUUAUCUACUGUUUCCUCACCAAGAAGUUCCGCAAGCACCUCACCGAAAAGUUCUACAGCAUGCGCAGUAGCCGGAAAUGCUCCCGGGCCACCACGGAUACGGUCACUGAAGUGGUUGUGCCAUUCAACCAGAUCCCUGGCAAUUCCCUCAAAAAUUAGUCCCUGCUUCCAGGCCUGAAGUCUUCUCCUCCAUGAACAUCAUGGACUGAGCUGGGGGAAGAAGGGAUAUCUACUGUGGUCUGGGCACCACCUCUGUGGGCACUGGUGGGCCAUUAGAUUUGGAGGCUACCUCACCCGGGCAGGGAUGAUGGCAGAGCCAGACUGUUGGAAAAUCCAGAACUCAAAUGAGCCCCUUCAUCUGCCUGUGGGCGCAUACUACAGUAACUGUGACUGAUGAUUUUAUCCUGAGUCCGUUAAUCCUAUGGGGCCGGAAGGAAUGUGAGGGCCAGGUGCAGACCUUGGGGGAAGACUUUAAAGCACCUAGUUCUCCCCGAUGGGGCAUCAGUCUAAAGCUUUGGGGGGGUGGGCGCAGUGGCUCACACCUGUAAUCCCAGCACUUUGGGAGGCCGAGGUGGGCAGAUCAUGGGUCAAGAGAUCGAGACCAUCCUGGCCAACAUUGUAAAACCCCAUCUCUACUAAAAAAUACAAAAAUUAGCCUGGCGUGGUGGCACACGCCUGUAGUCCCAGCUACUCGGGAGGCUGAGGCAGGAGAAUCGCUUGAACCUGGGAGGCAGAGGUUGCAGUGAACCUAGAUUGCACCAUUGCACUCUAGCCUGGCAACAGAGCGAGAUUCCGUCUCAAAAAAAAAAAAAAAAAAAAAGCUUUGGGCAAAUACUCUCAAGUGAUAGAGGUAGAAUGGGUUGGGAAAGGGACACUGCCCUCACUGUGUGGCACUACCUUGGGGCAGACUUUUGAGCUAGGACGUUGCCAUCCUCUCUCCACCCUCCGGCACAAGGUCUUUGUGACCUUUCUCAGGCGAAGGGGCUUGAUGGAACCUUCUCUGACUCAUCUGGCAACCUGUCCCUAAUGGUGACCAAAGAAGAUAAAACAUGAACAGACCAAAAGCUAGGACAAGAGCUUGCUUCCCAAGACAGACGUGUCUGUUUGCAAAGCCCUUGCCUCUAGCCCAGUCAGCUCUGGGGGAGUGGGAAGGAGAUGCCCACCUCCUCUUUCUGUCUCAACAACAGUCCCUAAUUAAGUACCUUCUGUGGGGCAGCCACCCACUGAGGAUGGGCAAAGGCCCCUUGAAAGCAAAAUUGGGGCUGGGCUCAGUGGCUCAUGCCUAUAAUCCCAGCACUUUGGGAGGCCAAGGCAGGCAGAUCACCUGAGGUCCGGAGUUCGAGACCAGUCUGGCCAAUGUGGUGAAACCCCAUCUCCACUAAGAAUACAAAAAUAUGGCUCACGCCUGUAAUCCCAGUACUUUGGGAGGCUGAGGUGGGCCGAUCAUUUGAAGUUAGGAGUUUGAGACCAGCCUGACCAAUAUGAUAAAACCCCGUCUCUACUAAAAAUACAAAAAAAUUAGCCUGGCGUGGUGGCGCAUGCCUGUAGUCCCAUAGGCUGUAGCUACUGGGAGGAGGCGGAGCUUGCAGUGAGCCAAGAUCGAGAUCAUGCCACUGCUCUCCAGCCUGGGCGACAGAGCGAGACUCUGCCUCAAAAAAAAAAAAAAAAAAAAAAAAAAAGGCAAAAUUGGUGCUGUCCAGGCCAGGACACCUCGAUGUCCAGGGGCUUCCAUAUGAACAGACGCAUGGGCUGGGAAGUGCAUGAGGCCCCUGGGUAGAAGGGUCUGUCAGUUCUCUCCUCCCUUGCCCUCUGGGAGGCUCCUCCUAAGAUAGCUUCCAGGAGGUGGGAGGAGCAGUUACUGUCAGCAGGUGUCAGCCAGGUUUCAGCUUCUCCUGGGGAUCUCUAGAUGUCUGCUUGUGAUUUUUGGCAAGUAUAUGCAAAUGAGCCUCCUCUCCUGCCCUGAGACAAGUAUCUGCAGUGUGAACCUGGCAGCCUCAGACCCAAGGGGCUCAGAGGAAACUUCUCUGGUUUCUAGAGCUCUGUGCUCCUUCAGAGAAGUCUUCCUUCCUUCCAGUCAGUGUCCCUGUGAAGCUGGGAUACUCAUUUCCUGUGUACCGGGCAAACACCGGAUUGCUGAUUUUGAGAAACGCCUCUCGAUGGACCUGUAACCUGCUGGAGUCUGGGAUGGUAGCUGUGGGCUGGACUUGGCUGAUGGGAUGACCCGGUGGCUAGUGCAGCAUCACACAGGCUGGUUCAAGUCUUGGCUGUGUCAUUUCCUGCUGAGGGACCAGGCACUGAAUUUCCUACCUCUUAGGGUCGUUACCUAUGAGGUUAAAGCUACCUCAUGGGAUUGUUAUACACCGCUGAUGUUGAGGCAGACACCUCUUGGUCAGGGUGACUGCUCAUCUUAGACCCUCCCCUUUUCUGCGAAUUUGGGCCCCUUGAUCCUCUGAUGGGAGCUGAAAGGAUGAGAGGUGGGCAUCUAGAUUCAGGGAGGCUGUUCAGGCUUUGCAGGUCCCUUACCUGAACACAUAGAAACCCUGGAGCUGUGACCGUGUCCGUGUGUGUGUGUGUAUUUGUCUGUGUGUGUUGCGGGGGAUGGGCGCCUGCAUGAAUGUGGUAGAGAAAAUGGCUCUGCUCAGAGAGAAGAUACGCAUAGCAAGGCAGGGACCAGAGGAAUCACAGGCGCCUGGAGAGCAGCCGGGCACCGCCUCCAGGGACCGGCCGGCUUCCCUCAGUCCUCCAGGGGCCCAGCACUCUUUCCUUUAGGCCCUGUGAGCGUCCCUUGUCAGGAUACAUUCUCUCAUUUUGCUGAAGCUGAUUUGAUUGGGUGUCUGUUUCUCGCAGCCAAAAGAGCUCUGAAUGAGGAAAGUGCUUCUGUGCUAACUCCCUGCGUCUCCUGAAUUUCAGUCAUUCAUGUACCCACCUCGAAAUUUUUGCAAUAUCUGUGUACCAACUGUCCAUUUACUUAAUAAAGAAGUUUUCUUUAAAUUAA
Messenger RNA from Pan troglodytes (chimpanzee), 4002 nucleotides. It is a transcript of the gene PTAFR, whose product is annotated as platelet activating factor receptor. Gene Ontology annotation, molecular function: platelet activating factor receptor activity; G protein-coupled purinergic nucleotide receptor activity. Bases 138 to 1166 code for a protein of 342 amino acids. Gene Ontology annotation, biological process: G protein-coupled receptor signaling pathway; chemotaxis. NCBI's taxonomy places the organism in Eukaryota, Metazoa, Chordata, Mammalia, Primates, Hominidae. The transcript has 2 exons. The record is from RefSeq and is a predicted model, not a curated record. Gene Ontology annotation, cellular component: membrane.